Molecule: messenger RNA, 5445 nt
Organism: Anoplopoma fimbria (sablefish)
Lineage: Eukaryota; Metazoa; Chordata; Actinopteri; Perciformes; Anoplopomatidae
Product: protocadherin-15-like
Exons: 39
Coding region: 1-5445 (1814 amino acids)
Biological process (GO): homophilic cell-cell adhesion; sensory perception of sound; inner ear development
Cellular component (GO): stereocilium; plasma membrane
Molecular function (GO): calcium ion binding
Source: RefSeq, a predicted model, not a curated record
AUGGUGGUGAAGAUGGUUAGAACGCACUUAAUGGGGCCAUUGUCAUGGGGCCGAGUCAAAUGGCCGAGCAUAAUGGGAACAGGAGUCCUUUAUCUGCUGCUGCUAUCAACCUGUCUGGGCCAAGACACAGAAGACUGGCAAUAUGAGGAAUGUAAACUGUCCCGGUCGGGUCCUCCUGCGACCAUCGUUGCCAUAGAUGAAGAAAGCCCCAACGGAACGUUAUUGGUGGAGAACAUGCAGAUAAAUGGCGUGGCUGAGGGUCCGGGGCGCACCAUCUCUCUUUCGCUAAGGGAUAACCACGACUACUGGGUGAUCCUUGACCCUUCCAAAAAAGCCCUUUACCUCAACAGCACCGGACGUGUUCUGGAUAGAGAUCCCCCCUCGUACAUUCAGUCCAUUGUGGUUCAGGUUCAGUGCACCAACGAGCUGGUCGGCACGGUGAUUUUACAUGAAGUCCGCAUCGUUGUUCGAGACCGCAACGACAACACACCACAUUUUCAACAGCCAAGAUACUAUGUUGCUGUCAAUGAGCUGACGCCAGUGGGAACCACAAUCUUCUCUGGAUUCUUUGGGAACAAUGGGGCAAAAGACAUAGAUGACGGUCCCAACGGACAGAUAGAGUACACCAUCCAGUACAACCCGAAAGACCCGACAACCAACAGAACAUUUGACAUCCCUCUGACACUAUUUGGCUCAGUAGUUCUCAAAGAAAGACUCAACUAUGAGGAGAUAACACGGUACCUGGUCAUCAUACAGGCAAAUGACCGAGCCCCCUAUCCCAGUGAGCGCCGUACGGCCACCACCACUCUGACUGUGGAUGUACUGGAUGGUGAUGACUUGGGUCCCAUGUUUCUACCAUGUGCGCUUGUUGGAAACACCCGCGACUGUAGUCCCAUCACGUAUCGGGCUAAUGUCCUGGAGCUGACAGAACCAGUAAGUGUGAAUCCCGUCAAUGUGACUCCAGCCAUUCAUGCUGUGGACCAGGACAGAAACAUACAACCUCCCUCUGAAAGGCCAGGGAUUCUGUACUCCUUCCUCAUUGGCAAACCAGAGUCCUAUGCAGAAUAUUUCAGCUUGAACGGUACCACAGCGGAGCUCCUGCUACUAAAGCCCAUCAAUAGACAACUCUGCCGCAGAUUUGAUCUGGUUAUCAAGGCAGAGCAGGACAAUGGCCACCCAUUGCCAGCUUUUGCCAACCUCCAAAUCGAAGUUCUGGAUGAAAACAACCAAGCACCCUACUUCCUGGAGGCCAGUUACCAUGGCUACGUUAGUGAAGCAUCACCAGUGGGAACCACCAUAGCGACCACUGCCAGCCUGUCUGCACCGCUGGCCAUCAUUGCUCUGGAUAAUGAUGUGGAGGAGUCCAGGGACCCUCAACUCCAGUUCUCAUUGGACAGCUACGCUAAUGUUUUCUCUGUGUCUGCUACUGGAAUCAGACGAUAUCUCACCCUGGUGCAGUCGCUGGACAGAGAGACACAGGACUCCUACGCAUUCACGCUUUUAGCAUCAGACGGAGUUCAGCAGAGCAUUCCGGUUACCGUGGCAAUAACAGUGUUGGAUGCUAACGACAACACCCCUACUUUUGCUAAUGUCUCUUAUAAUGUCAACCUGUUUACUGAUAUGAUGCCUGAAGAAACUGUGUUACAGCUGGCAGCAGUCGACUCUGAUGCAGGUCCCAAUGGUCAGGUCACCUACCGGAUCUUAGCUGGUGACCAGGGACAUUUUCUUAUUGGCAAAAGCACUGGGGUUAUUACUGUGGCACCACAUGUUGAGCUCAUUGUUGGGCGGAGCUACGCUUUGACUGUAGAAGGCAUGGACAAUGGGCCUGUACCUCAGAGAAGGUCAUCCAUUACGACAGUCUAUAUCGAAGUUUUGCCCCCAAACAACCAGAGCCCCCCACGUUUCCUCCGACAACAAUACAACCUGGAGAUCAGCGAAGCUAUGAGGACUGGAGCUACACUGCUUAAUCUGCAGGCAGUGGAUCGUGAGAGGGACCCCAUCACAUACAAAAUCCGCAGCGGAGACGCCUAUGGACAUUUUGCUCUACAGCAGAGUUCAGGGUAUUUGGUGCUGGACAAGCCUCUGGACAGGGAGUCAGUGGAUUAUUAUACCCUGGUGGUCACAGCCUCAGACGGACAUCCUGAUGGGACCUCCACUGUGACGGUGAGCGUUGUGGUGACCGAUGUUAAUGACAAUGACCCGCAGUUCGAUCCUUCACUGCCAGUGAACCUCACUGUCCUCGAGGAGCAGGAUGACGCCUACGUCGGACAGGUCAAGGCUACUGACCCAGAUCUGGGGACAAGCGGUCGAGUCCAUUAUCGGCUCGUCAACCAUCAGAAGUUGUUUAGCAUCAAUGCCACCGGAGCGAUCAGAACUACAAUGCCGCUGGACAGAGAGGUGAAAGGUCACUACUUUCUGAUCGUUGAAGCCUGGGAUGGUGGAGUGGACCCGAGGCGAUCCAGAUUAACGCUGUCCGUCACUGUUCUAGAUGUAGAUGACAACAGCCCGAUAUUCACCCAACCAAGUUACAAUGUCACCCUACCAGAGAACAGCCCCAAAGAUACAAUCAUAUUACAGUUAAAGGCGAUAGACGCUGACCUCGACUCCAACCUCACAUAUCAAAUCAGAACGCAAGGCUCGGACCAGGGGAUCGGUCGGCUAUUCCACAUUGACCAAGUGACAGGAGAGCUGUCCGUUCUUAGAGUGCUGGACUACGAGGCUCUGGGUGAAUCAGAGCCCACGUACACAUUCACAGUGGAGGCCAUGGACAUGGAGGGAAGCAUGCCUCCUGGACUUGCCUCUGUUACUGUCAAAAUCAUGGACAUGAAUGACUUUUCUCCGGUAUUCAGCCAGUCAGUGUACCGAGGCCUUGUUGCCCCUAAUGCUUUCAAGGGAACCAUCGUAACCACCGUGUUGGCCAAUGACUCUGACCCUGCGGGGACCCCAGCAGGUCUAGUGCGCUAUAAAGUGAACCAGGAGGCUUUUCCAUACUCUGCCAGUAUAUUUGACGUAGAGGAAAAGACGGGAAAUGUUGUAACCAGAGUUAACCUCAACGAAGAGCCCAACGUCAAGUUCAGUCUGGUGGUGGUGGCCUAUGAUGAUGGUGAGCCAGUAAAGGAAAACACGACUCUAGUUGAGAUAACAGUCCUUCAGCCAUCCGUCAUUCCUGUGUUCACUCAGGAAGAGUACAGGUUUCCACGAGUGAGCGAGGAGGCGGCUGUUGGAACCCCGGUGGGAACCAUCAUGGCGGCUGCUGUCAAUCAAACUAUCAUCUACUCCAUCAUCGACGGCAACCAGGGAGGUGUGUUCGCAUUAAACGAAACAACGGGAGUGAUUUCCACAGCCAAGUCCCUGGACUUUGAGGCCAACUCCUCCUACGUUCUGAGGGUAGAAGCAGACUCCAUGAGAGUGGGGUCCUCAAACCUCCGAGUUCCCUCUAAGACCAACACAGCUAAGGUGGUAAUCGACAUCCAGGAUGAGAACGACCACCCGCCGGUUUUCACCAGAUCUCUUUACAUUGGAGGGGUCGCAGAAGACGCUAAAACAUUCACCUCCAUCUUGCAAAUACAGGCCCUGGACAAAGACACUGGUAACUACAGUUCUAUGAUGUACAGGCUGAUCAUUCCCCCUCCCGCUAGUAAAAACACUAAAAAUAGCAAAGACGGCUUUAUCAUCGAACCAUACAGCGGCGUGGUGAAGACAGCGAUCAUGUACCGCAACAUGAGGCGGUCCUAUUUUAAGUUUGAGGUGGUUGCUACGGACAACUAUGGUCAAGGACACAGCAGCAAGGCGGAGAUAGUGGUGUCAGUCGUGAACCAGCUGGACAUGCAGGUGGUCGUAUCAAAUGUCCCUCCGACUUAUGUGGAGAAAAACAAAGACAAGCUGCUCAGCAUUUUGGAACGCUACGUCCAGGAGCAGAUUCCAGGAGCAAAAGUUGUCGUGGAAACCAUCGGGCCCCAUCGCCUUGGUGAUGGAAUGCAACAGGAAGACUACACCAAGUCAGACCUCAUGAUUUAUGCUAUCGACCCGCUGACAAAUAGGGCUGUUUCUAGACAGGAGCUCUACAAGUUUCUUGACGGUAAACUCUUGGACAUCAAUAAAGAGUUCCAGCCCUUCCUCCCUCCUGGUGGACGGAUUCUGGAGAUCCGAACCCCUGAAGUGGUGACCAGUGUAAAGAAAGCUGUGCAGACUGUAGGCUACACGGAGGGGGCUCUGUUGGCUCUUGCAGUUAUUAUCAUUGUCUGCUGUGUCCCCGCCAUACUGAUUGUCAUUAUCACCUACAAACAAUUCAAGGAACGCCAGGCAGAAUGUGCCAAAACAGCUCGCAUCCAGAUGGCACUGCCAACGGGCAAACCUGCGGGAGGAACUGCCAACAACCUGUAUGAAGAGCUGGGUGACAACGCCAUACGUGGAUAUGGACAACAUGAGACACAACAACUCCUCCGACCUUCUCUGCUCAGACCAGAGGAGUUAUCAAUGGAAUCAGGCAUCGACCCCGGCCAGGACUACUACACACAAGAUUAUUACAACUAUGAUCACGGGUAUGACCUUCCUCAGUAUGGCAGUCGCAGGAAACUGAUCUCACCCUCCGGCCUUUACGAUGAAUAUGGAGAAGUGGUUGUCGAUGACGAUGGCAGCUACUACUACAGCCCACAGGAGUCUGAAGGAGAGCCAGGCAAUAGAAAACGUCGGAUCAAGUUGGUGAGUGACCGGGAAUACGAGACCAGCUCCACCGGUGAGGACAGCAUGCCAGAGACCCAACGCAGCCGCUUACCCUCCACCCUCAACAGCCACGCAAAUGUUAACGGCAGCAUCUACGUGGCCCAGAAUGGCUCCAUCAUCCGCACCCGACGUACAGUAAAUGCCACAGGUCCCCCACACACACACACCACCACGAACAACAACCUCAAACUCACCUCCCCCGUCUUCAGCUCAAGGCUGGCCAAGCACUUUAAAAAACUGGACAAAAUGGCUGCCACGCUGGAAGAAAGAGUACCCCUGAACAACCCCAGAACAGCAGCGGACGGCGGCUGUAACACGCUGCGCACCUUCCAAAGCUCGGGAACGGCUGCCGCUGCGACGGCCACUUCCUCUUUCUCCAACACUGACAGCCAUAAAACGCUGAAUGUGUUAAACACUGGACAAUCCAGAGUGUCUUUGGGGUCGAUCAGCAGAAGCGACACGGGCCCUGACAGUUUAGCGUCUAAAUCAAACCUGCUCAAAGCGGUGCAGGGCGGCACGGAGCCGCCUCAGAGCCCUGCGGAGAGAGACAAGCCGAACGAAGUCGAAAGAGAGUCGAAUGUAGACUGCAGUAAUGAUGAAGAAGACGAUGGACUUGUUAUGGGGGAGCCGCUAGAGUGCCCGAGUGACAGAACGCAGUCAGAUGAAGAAGAAUUAUGGAUGGGCCCAUGGAACAGCCUUCACAUACCCAUGACUAAACUCUGA